Molecule: messenger RNA, 579 nt
Organism: Kwoniella shivajii
Lineage: Eukaryota; Fungi; Basidiomycota; Tremellomycetes; Tremellales; Cryptococcaceae
Exons: 3
Coding region: 1-579 (192 amino acids)
Biological process (GO): zinc ion transport; transmembrane transport
Cellular component (GO): membrane
Molecular function (GO): metal ion transmembrane transporter activity
Source: RefSeq, a predicted model, not a curated record
AUGGAUUCACCUCGUCGACCUACACCACAGCACCUCAACUCUCACACGCCGCUUAAUGGUAAACCAAAGAAGAUGCAUGUCCACGAUCACGAUGAAUCACAAGGCGUCUCCGGUAGCGUCCAUGGGCUGAAUGCGACGCUAGGUAUGGUCAUUCACGGUGCUGCAGACGGAAUCGCUCUAGGCGCAAGUAGUUUAUCAGGUAACGGAAGUUUGAGCUUGAUUAUUUUCUUGGCUGUCUUGGUUCACAAAGGUCCGACCGCUUUGGGACUUACAACCACUCUUUUGUCACUCAACCUGACGCACACAGCCAUUAGAAGAAGAUUAAUCAUCUUUUCAUUUGCCGCGCCAGUAGGAGCCAUUCUCACGUUCCUCGUAGGAGGAUCAUUCUUAUACGUAGCAACUGUCAUUCAACCUUUAUCAUCUCAUCAACAUGAUCAUCACACUCAUGUAGAGUCGGGUGAUCCAAACGGUCAACAAGCUCAAGAAAACCUGCUGGGCAAGUAUGAACGCACAUUGUUGUUAGUUUUGGGAAUGGGUCUACCCGCUAUGCUUAGUUGGGCAGUAGGAGAUGAGCAUUGA